AUGCCUGGCCGAAAGGGCAAGAAGGGGAAGAAUCCCAUAAGUGACACUUUCACUUCGAAACCCAAGCCCAAAUCAUCCAAAAUCGCAAUCCCCAUCUUCCAAUCACACAAAGCGCUGCUGCUGCGUGGUGUCGACAUGAAUCACACCUCCCUCUCCCUGCACGUUGGCACGAUCCCUGCCUCCCGCCAGUUUCCUGGAGACGCUGGCGGCUCUGAACUACGAGACCGCGAGGCUCGUCGCCGGUGCCGCCGCCGCUCCCGCUCCCGCCGCCCCAUGGGUUGCGCCGUGACGAGUCGCGUCAUCGAGGAUGCUAAUUUGAUCUGCUGGCAGGACCCCUCACUCCGAAGAAGGUCGCCCCGGGCAUUAGUACCCCCGUCAACCCCCCUGCCACCGGCCCUGACGAGGCUAAUGCCUCGGAAACGACUGGGGAUGGCGCUGCCAGGGACCCCCCUCUCUCCUUCCGGCGAGGCUGAUGCCUCAAAGACCUUCGAUCUCCCGCCCGCCACGGCCUGGACCCCUGAGGACGUCCCCCAGCUGGGAGAUAAGCAAAGUGGUUGA
Molecule: messenger RNA, 558 nt
Organism: Penicillium alfredii
Lineage: Eukaryota; Fungi; Ascomycota; Eurotiomycetes; Eurotiales; Aspergillaceae
Exons: 6
Coding region: 1-558 (185 amino acids)
Source: RefSeq, a predicted model, not a curated record